Molecule: messenger RNA, 2255 nt
Organism: Clupea harengus (Atlantic herring)
Lineage: Eukaryota; Metazoa; Chordata; Actinopteri; Clupeiformes; Clupeidae
Gene: klhl36
Product: kelch like family member 36
Molecular function (GO): cullin family protein binding
Source: RefSeq, a predicted model, not a curated record
UAGAACAUAAAAUAGAAGAAGGCAGUUUGUUCCUGAUAGACGACAACAACACAGAGGAAACUAUAGACGUGUUUACUGAAAAUUCUUAACGAUAAUGUUGUCCAAGGGCGGGUAAUGUUCUGAUUGAGGACAUGGAGAGGGUGAGUCAAACCCAAGUGUCUCGCCAGCAUGGGCUAGAUGAAUCGUCCAAGCGGUUUUCACCCGGGCGCCUCGUCUACCGCUGGGAAGAGCGGGCCAGUUCGCUGCUCCAUGGCCUGAAUGAACAGCGCCAGCAUGGGCAGCUGUGUGACGUAGUGCUAGUGGCAGAUGAGCAGAAGGUGCCCGCUCACCGAGCCUUGCUGGCCGUCUCCAGUCCAUACUUCCAGGCCAUGUUCACGCUGAGCAUGCGGGAGGCACAUCAGACGGAAGUGGAGCUAGUGGGCACGUCUUACGAAGGCCUGAGGGCGCUGGUGGACUUCCUGUAUAGCGGUGAGCUGCUGCUGGACGAUGGUAACAUCGAGCACGUGCUGGAGACAGCGCACCUGCUACAGGUGUGGCACGCAGUGGACUUCUGCUGCCAGUUCCUGGAGUCACAGGUGAGCACCGACAACUUUCUGUACCUGCAGAAGCUGUCCCUGCUCUACAGCCUGGAGCGCCUGGACGCAUUCAUCGACCAGUUUGUGCUGGAGCGCUUCAGCUUGCUCUCGCUCUCCUCUCACUUCCUGUGCCACAUGUCGGCAUCCAAGAUGGCCGCCUACCUGUCGGACGAGCGAGUGCAGCAGCAGAGCGAGCAGGCGCUGCUGAGUGCUGCGCUGCAGUGGCUCGCCCACGUGCCCGAUCGGACCGAACAUGCCCGGCAGCUGCUUUCCCACGUGCGCUUCCCCCUCAUGCCCACGGCCGUGCUGGCUGAGUGGGCCCUGGCGGCGGUGCGCUCUCUGUUGCCCCCGGAGGCCGGCUGCGAGCCCCUGCUGGAGGAGGCGCUGAACUACCAGGCCUGUGUCAGUGGCCAACCUCUGCUCCAGAGCCCACGCUCACAACUCAGGGGGGCCUUGGAGCGCCUCCUGCUGGUCGGGGGCGAGGUUUCGGAGAGGGGCGACGAGCUGAGCGCAGAAGUGUGGCGGUACGAGGAGGGCGGAGAGCGGGGGGGUUGGGAGGUGGAGACACACCUGCCUGCGCGGAGGAGCCAUCACUGUGUUGUCGUGCUGGGGGGGUUCCUGUUCACUACUGGGGGGAGCACGGCACGAGACAACGGGGGGGACACUGCCAGUAACCUGCUCUACCGCUAUGACCCCCGCUGCAACACCUGGAUCCAGGGGGCCUCCAUGAGCCAGCGUCGUGUGGACUUCUACCUUGGUGCUGUGGGGGAGUGUCUGAUUGCUGUUGGAGGGAGAAAUGACGCCGGUGCCCUGUCAUCUGUGGAGGUGUACCAUCCUGCGGAGGACUACUGGGAGUUUGUGGCUGACCUACCCAGGUUGACCUACGGACACGCAGGCUCUGUGCUCAACGGUCUGGUCUACAUCUCUGGCGGCCACGACAUCCAGAUCGGUCCAUAUCGCCGUAACGUGCUGAGCUACAACCCACAGCCUGGCAGCCGGAGUGACUCGUGGGUGGAGUGCCCACCGAUGCUCCUGGCACGCGGCUGGCACUGCAUGGCGUCGCUCGGUGACCGCAUUUAUGCGCUGGGCGGCAGCAAUGACCACCAGGACAGCAUUGAGCGCUUUGACAUCCUGGACGUGGAGACUUUUGAGCCACGCAGCGAGCAGUGGACGCUCUUGGCCCCCCUGCUCAGGGCCAGCAGCGAGGCGGCGGUGGCCGUGUUGGGGGGCUGCAUCUACGUGCUGGGGGGCUACAGCUGGGACACACUGGCCUUCUCCCACACCACGCAGGUCUUCCAUCCGGACACAGGACACUGGGCAAGGGGGCUGGAUCUGCCUAAGCACAUCGCCGGGGCAACGGCGUGCGUGUGCCCUGUCAUGCCACUGCCCAGCAGCCCCCAGGUGAGAUUGAGGCAGAGCAGGGGGAGGGGUCUCAGGAAACCCCUCCGACAGGAGCAGGACAGGUGAACGAUAUACUGAGGGAUUCCUCCCCAAUCUCAUAAUCCUGCCAUCUGCAUCGGUUUGGACUUCAGGUUGUGUUUGCCUUAAAAAUAAUUCCACAAUUAGCAACAGCAGAUGGGUUGUUAAAUAUAGACCUUGGAUGGUGUUUUGUAAUGCCCUGGGGUUUCUAUCAGUGGGUUUAUGAGGAUGUUUCAGAACAUAAAUAAAGUAUCGAUAAUC